AAUACCAAAAAAAGAAAUAUGAAAAUACGAAGCAUUCAAAAAAGCCUAAAACUUGAAGCCUCCCCAGCAUCUUCUUAGCCACCUUUCUCUCCCCAUCAUCCUUUCUCGUAUUCUCCUAAUACUGCAUUCACUUCUCUUUCUUUGAUCAAUCUUUUUUCACAUUUCUCUCUCCCCAAUUUACAUUCCUCUGUAUACGAAACGCAUUUGGGUUCUCUCUCGCCGCCACGACACAAAAUGCCGCGUCGCUUAUUCGCCUGCUUCGGCAAAGGAGGUGCCUCGAACAAGUGCUCGUCCGGGGAGCGGAGCAGCGUGACGGCUGACGUGGCGGCGGAGGAGGAUCGGCGCGGCGGGGCUGUGCUGGUGGAGCUGUUCUCGUCGCAGGGUUGCGCCACGUCGCCCGCGGCGGAGAUGGUGUUGUCGAGGCUGGGGAGGGGGGACUUCGACGGCCAGGAGCUGCCGCCGGUGGUGGUGCUCGCCUUUCAUGUGGACUACUGGGACUACAUGGGCUGGAAAGACCCAUUCGGGUCGAGCCAGUGGACCGUCAGACAAAAGGCCUACGUGGAGGCCCUCAAACUCGACACCAUGUUCACGCCCCAGGUGGUGGUCCAGGGUAGAGCCCAAUGCGUUGGGAAUGAUGAGAAUGCUCUCUUGGCGGCGAUUAAGGACGCACCGAGGUUCCCUGCUCCCACGUUCCAGGCAAGCUUCCAAAGGGCUUCGCCAGACUCCCUUCAAGUUUCCCUAGCAGGAAGUCUAAGGACGAAGGUGGAUAAUCAUGGCGCCAAUGUCAUGGUGGCAUUGUAUGAAAGCGGCUUGGUGACUGACUGCCCCAAGGGGGAGAACAAAGGCCGAGUUCUUUCCAACGACUUCGUCGUUCGAAAACUCGAAAAGCUCUGCACUGUCAAAGACAUCUCUGCCAAGAAGGCGAUAAAGGGGACUGUUAACUUCUCCCUGUGGGAAGGAUUCCAUGGCAGCAACUGUUGGGUAGCCGUCUUCGUUCAAAACAGCUCUCAUCAAAUUUUUGGUUCGCAGAAUUUUCUGUUGCCGGAUGACAUAUGAGACACAAUAUAGCUCUCGAUUAGGCAAUUAUAUGUACAGGAUGUGCUCUGUUUUAGGAUGUUGGUUUCUUGUUUUCUUUCCUGUUCUUUUGGUUCUUGUGUUUUUGUUUUCUUUCUUUCUUAUAUUUACUGGCUGGAUUUUAUGUUUAGCAGACGGAGAGAAAAAGAGAGAGGGAGAGAGAGAAAGAGUUGCAUCACUAUCUAGUCCAUUUCAGAUUUGGAACUGAAUUUCUUCGUAUAUUAUUAUGUGGAGGAGAGAUGUGAGUGAGAAACUUUUACCCAUAUGUUUGUAUUUGUUGGCCUUUUAUUCAAUGUCUAUUAUAUUCAA
This is a messenger RNA of Corylus avellana, 1383 nucleotides long. Its product is annotated as membrane lipoprotein lipid attachment site-like protein, putative (DUF1223). NCBI's taxonomy places the organism in Eukaryota, Viridiplantae, Streptophyta, Magnoliopsida, Fagales, Betulaceae. The record is from RefSeq and is a predicted model, not a curated record.